AACUAUAUAAAGAGACUCUUCUUCUUAAACAAUUAGUUACACUUAUGUUGUGGUUGUUAUAGUGGUUUAGGAAAAACAACCAAUAUGAAAUUGGUUUUUACUUCAUUUGUAAUAGGAAUAUGUUCGGCAGCUAGAUUAGAAAAUACAUAUCUGCCCCCCAAUGGAGGCAGGGGGGCAGGCGGUGGUCCUGGACUAACAGCACCUAGACCAAGUGGAAACGGUGGAAAUGGCGGCCCCAAGCCAGUCUACGGCGCCCCGAACGGUGGCGGCGGCGGUGGCGGCGGUGGAGGCGGCGAACCAAUUCCCAUCAUAUCCUACGAGAACGUGAACAACGGAGACGGCAGCUACAAGUUCAGUUACGAAACCGGCAAUGGCAUCAAAGUCGAGGAAGAAGGAGAGCUGAAGAACGCUGGUAGUGAGAACGAAGCGCAAUCUGCAGUCGGAUCGUUCUCUUACACAGCCCCAGAUGGACAAGAGAUCAAAAUUGAGUACACGGCUGACGAGAACGGGUUUGUUCCCAAAGGGGCUCAUUUGCCGACGCCGCCCCCGAUUCCGGAGGAGAUUUUGAAAUCGCUGGAGCAAAACGCGGCCGAGGAAGCGGCCGGAGGCGGCGGCGGCGGGUAUGAGAACGGGGGGGCGCCUGCAGGAGGUGGCAAUGGAGGGUAUCCUCGGGGGCCGGGCGGAAAUGGGGGCGGGAAUGGCGGCGGUGGGAAUGGGUAUAGGUACUAGGGUUGUAUCAUUCAUUGAUUCUUCAUAACCAUUUAUUUAUUUUGUCAUAAACAAUGUUGAACUCGUUGUAGAUUUGUUAUUUGUAAUGGAGGUGAGUAACAAAUUUUCAACUGCUAAAUGUUGGCUGUAAUGUAUUGUUGACGACUGCUAUGAACUGGAUAUUGAAUAUUUAAGAUGUGAUUAUAACUGCCUUACCCUCUGUCUCAUUGUAUCCCUGACGUGGGAAUUAUUUAUAAUACUUUAAUGUUACGUGAAGAAGUAUAAAUGCAAUACAUACGAACAUGAAUAUAUUGAUAAAAAUACCAGUGGCUUUUUUUUCAUAUACCUACCAAUAUUUUACAAGAAAUAAAACAUUUUACAAUACAAUUCUC
This is a messenger RNA of Tribolium castaneum (red flour beetle), 1100 nucleotides long. Its product is annotated as pupal cuticle protein 20. Gene Ontology annotation, molecular function: structural constituent of chitin-based larval cuticle. Lineage: Eukaryota; Metazoa; Arthropoda; Insecta; Coleoptera; Tenebrionidae. Gene Ontology annotation, cellular component: chitin-based extracellular matrix. Bases 85 to 729 code for a protein of 214 amino acids. The transcript has 3 exons. The record is from RefSeq and is a predicted model, not a curated record.